Messenger RNA from Populus trichocarpa (black cottonwood), 482 nucleotides. RefSeq lists its product as uncharacterized. The record is from RefSeq and is a predicted model, not a curated record. Gene Ontology annotation, cellular component: NatC complex. Lineage: Eukaryota; Viridiplantae; Streptophyta; Magnoliopsida; Malpighiales; Salicaceae. The transcript has a single exon. Bases 72 to 401 code for a protein of 109 amino acids.
AUUCAAGGGUUCUUGCAUCUAAAAAUACAGUUCCAUCAACUCCAUCUAAUAAAAAGAAAUAGAGAAAGUAAAUGGAGGAGGAGAUGGAGAUAUCGUCAUCGACGCAGGCAACUGAGAGCUCUUCCUCUGAUAUUGUAUCUCGAGCUAGGAAAUUGCUGUUUCGACGGAUGCUAGUUGGAAUCAAGGAUGGACGGUUUUUCUUAGGAAGCUUUCAUUGCAUAGACAAACAAGGCAACAUCAUCCUCCAAGAUGCAGUUGAAUACCGUAACACCCAUCGAUCCUCUCCUUCUCCAAUGGAACAACGCUGUCUUGGUCUCAUUCUUAUACCUUCCUCUUGUCGAACUUCUUGUCAUGUCGAUUGCUCUAUUGAAGAACAGCUCUCCCUUUUGAAGUUUCAAUAAAUCUUUCUACUUUCUUGUUAUCUUAACAAUGCAAAAGUGCAGCUUGUGAAUUUUAAUUUUACUGGGUUAUUUCUCUCUUUA